This is a messenger RNA of Scaptodrosophila lebanonensis, 4014 nucleotides long. RefSeq names its product importin-5 (gene Karybeta3). The record is from RefSeq and is a predicted model, not a curated record. The coding region runs from base 153 to 3455 and encodes 1100 amino acids. Lineage: Eukaryota; Metazoa; Arthropoda; Insecta; Diptera; Drosophilidae. Gene Ontology annotation, biological process: protein import into nucleus. Gene Ontology annotation, cellular component: cytoplasm; nucleus. The transcript is spliced from 5 exons. Gene Ontology annotation, molecular function: nuclear import signal receptor activity; protein binding.
UGCUCUUUUUGAAGCGGCCUUCGUCGCGUGAACAUUGUGAAAAUAGUAUCUUGCUGUUAGUUGCAUUAUUUUUGGUGCGAAAUUGCACGUGAAAAUUGUGCACACAUAAAAGCGUGUCGUUUUUUGAGCAUUUGAAGAAAGCGCGUAAUAAAAUGGCUGCAGAUCAAGCACAAUUCCAACAGCUAUUAAAUUCCCUGUUGUCGUCGGACAAUGAAGUGCGCCAGCAGGCUGAGGAUGCCUACAACAAUUUGUCGCGCGAGGUGAAGGUAACACACUUGUUGGGCAAUAUUCACAAUGGACAACAAUCGGAGGAGGCCCGCCAAAUGGCCGCUGUGCUCUUGCGUCGCCUUUUCACAUCCGACUUUCUGGAAUUUUACAAAGAAAUUCCGGCUGACUCGCAGAACCAAUUGCUGCAACAAAUUUUACUUGCUGUGCAGCAAGAUGUGACACCGCAGCUACGUCGAAAGAUUUGCGAAGUCGUUGCCGAGGUAGCGCGUAAUCUAAUUGACGAGGAUGGUAACAAUCAAUGGCCGGACAUAUUGCAGUUUUUGUUCCAAUGCGCCAAUUCACCAACGCCACAACUUCAGGAGUCGGCUUUGCGCAUCUUUACUAGUGUUCCCUCUAUUUUUGGAAAUCAGGAAGCGCAAUACAUUGAUUUGAUCAAGGAAAUGUUGGCCAAGAGCAUGGAACCAGGAGCUGAUGCCGAAGUGCGAGUCCAAGCUGUGCGAGCCGUUGGUGCAUUCAUUCUCUAUCACGACAAGGAGAAGGAGGUCGCCAUUUAUAAGCACUUUUCGGAUUUGUUGCAACGCAUGUUGGUGAUUACCGGAGAAACAAUUGAGGCACAAGACGAUCAGAGUUUGCUUAAACUAUUGAUCGACAUGACCGAGAAUUGUCCGAAGUUCUUGCGUCCACAACUGGAGUUCAUAUUCGAGAUUUGCAUGAAAGUGUUCAGCACACCAGACAUCGAGGACAGCUGGCGUCAUCUGGUGUUAGAGGUGAUGGUAUCGCUCGCAGAGAACGCGCCUGCAAUGGUGCGCAAACGUGCCGAUAAGUAUAUUGUGGCGCUCAUUCCCCUUGUGUUGCAAAUGAUGACCGAUUUGGAAGAGGAUGACGAUUGGGCCACUGCCGAUGUGGUAAAUGACGACGACCACAGCGAUAAUAAUGUCAUAGCGGAGUCGUCUUUGGAUCGUCUUGCUUGUGGACUUGGCGGAAAGAUUGUCCUGCCGCACGUGAUGAAUGCUCUGCCUACUAUGCUAAGUCAUAGUGAUUGGAAGCAUCGUUUCGCCGCCCUCAUGGCCAUUUCAGCCAUUGGCGAAGGCUGCCACAAGCAAAUGGAGGCAAUUCUGGAUCAGGUUAUGUCCGGUGUUUUGGCAUAUUUGAGAGAUCCUAAUCCGCGUGUACGUUAUGCCGCCUGUAAUGCUAUUGGACAAAUGUCCACAGAUUUUGCGCCAACAUUUGAGAAGAAAUUCCACGAGCAGGUGGUGCCCGGCUUGUUGUCACUGCUGGAUGAUGUCGAGAAUCCACGCGUGCAGGCUCACGCUGGUGCAGCUUUGGUUAAUUUCUCCGAGGAUUGCCCCAAGAACAUUUUGACUCGCUACCUGGAUGCCAUUAUGACCAAACUGGAAACAAUUUUAAACUCAAAGUUCAAAGAACUGGUCGAAAAGGGCAACAAGUUGGUGUUGGAGCAGGUGGUUACAACCAUUGCCUCAGUGGCCGAUACAUGCGAACAAGAGUUUGUCGCAUACUAUGACCGUUUAAUGCCAUGCCUCAAGUUUAUUAUCCAAAAUGCCAAUUCCGAGGAGUUUCGUAUGUUGCGCGGAAAGACUAUCGAAUGCGUAAGUCUUAUUGGUUUGGCUGUGGGCCGUGAAAAGUUUAUUACGGAUGCCGGGGAGGUUAUGGAUAUGUUAUUGAAAACGCACACCGAGGGUGAUUUGCCAGAUGACGAUCCACAAACGAAUUACUUAAUAACUGCUUGGGCACGCAUGUGCAAAAUAUUGGGGAAACAGUUCGAGCAAUAUUUACCCCUGGUAAUGGGUCCCGUGAUGCGCACUGCAGCCAUGAAGCCAGAAGUGGCGCUUUUGGAUAAUGAAGAGGUGGAAGACAUUGAGGGCGAUGUGGACUGGUCGUUCAUCAAUUUGGGCGAGCAACAGAACUUCGCAAUUCGAACGGCUGGUAUGGAGGACAAGGCAUCGGCUUGUGAGAUGCUUGUUUGUUAUGCUCGCGAACUGAAGGAUGGCUUCGCCGAUUACGCUGAGGAGGUGGUACGUCUCAUGGUACCUAUGCUUAAAUUCUACUUCCACGAUGGUGUGCGUUCGGCUGCUGCCGAAUCAUUGCCUUAUUUGCUUGACUGCGCCAAGAUAAAGGGCCCGCAGUAUUUGGAGGGCAUGUGGCUGUACAUUUGCCCAGAGCUCCUCAAGGUUAUUAAUACUGAGCCGGAGCCUGAAGUACAAUCUGAGCUGUUAAACUCAUUGGCUAAAUGCAUUGAGACCUUGGGACCGAACUGUUUGAACGAGGAUGCCAUGAAGCAAGUUUUAGAUAUCAUCACUAAAUAUGUUCAGGAGCAUUUCGAGCGUGCCGAUAAGCGCCUUCAAGCGCGUGCCGAAGAAGAUUAUGAUGAUGGGGUAGAGGAAGAAUUGGCCGAACAGGACGACACAGACAUUUACAUAUUGUCCAAAGUGGUGGACAUUAUUCACGCGCUCUUCCUUACCAAUAAGGAACAGUUUUUGCCUGCGUUUGACCAGGUAGCACCACUCUUCAUAAAGCUUCUAGAUCCGAACCGUCCAUUUGCUGACCGCCAGUGGGGCGUGUGCGUAUUCGAUGAUUUGAUUGAAUUCUGUGGCCCAGCCUGUGCGCCAUAUCAGCAUGUUUUUGCGCCUGCGCUUUUACAAUACGUGACCGACAAAUCUCCCGAUGUGCGCCAGGCAGCCGCCUAUGGCUGUGGUGUCUUGGGUCAAUUCGCUGGCGAACACUUUGCCGUAACGUGUGCUCAGAUCAUUCCACUGCUGGUGCAGGUCAUCAACGAUCCGAAUAGUCGCGAAAUGGAGAACAUCAAUGCCACCGAAAAUGCGAUAUCGGCCUUCGCAAAGAUUCUGAAAUACAACAGUUCGGCUCUGACUAACAUGGAUGAACUGAUACAGCUUUUCUUCAGCUGGCUACCCACCUCUGAAGAUCCCGAGGAAGCCGUACACAUAUAUGGUUAUUUCUGCGAUCUAAUUCAGUCCAAUAAUCCAGUGAUUCUCGGCGCCAAUCAUUUAAAUCUGCCUCGUAUUGUUUCGAUCAUAGCCGAGGCAUUCCUAAAAAAUGUGCUGGAGGCAAAGAGUGAGGUCGGCACUCGUUUGCUGACCAUUGUUAAGCAAAUUGAAUCGAAUCCAGAAAUGAUGCAGCAGUGCACCAGCACCCUGAGCCCUGAGGAAAAGCAGGCAUUACAGGUUGCUUAUCAGGAGUUGGCGGCUUAAGUCCUACCGUAUUAAGAUCGAACCACUCUAUGAACCAGAACGCUCAUCACACAGCGCAUUAAUAAACGGUAGGAUUUUUAUUAAAAAAGGAGAAACGCAUGUUAUUGUCAUAUAUUAUCGACGUUUGCAAGUCUAAAUGUCUGCAUAUGCUAAUGAAAAUUAUGUUUAAAAAAUAAUAUAUAUGUAAUGUAUAUUUAAAAAGUACAUAUAUAAACUUUGUAUAUGAGAUAAUAGAAUUCAAAAGUGUAACUCUAUAUAUGUGAUUUCAAGUAAAGCUCAUCCUCCCCUAUUUAGAAAACUGGCAGAAGCUAAAAAAGAAACUUUGAGAAAAAUGCUAAGUUUUUGUACGUUGACAUGUUGAAGAAACUUUCAUCAAAAUUUAGGAUUCCAGUAAAUUAUUUUCGUUAUUACAAUCUUCAUAUGUUAUAUUACAAACAUAUUUGGCCAAUAACCACGGCCUUCUCCGAAUGUGACUGUCAAACGAACCGCAUUGUAAAAAAUUUAUGCAAUUGUAUUUUAAAAUUACACAAAAAGAAAUAAACAGAAACAAAAUAAAGUA